Molecule: messenger RNA, 1053 nt
Organism: Penicillium olsonii
Lineage: Eukaryota; Fungi; Ascomycota; Eurotiomycetes; Eurotiales; Aspergillaceae
Source: the annotation of a GenBank genome assembly
AUGACGGACUUUACCACUGCUGAAUGGGCGGAUAUUACCCCAAUUGAGCUGGACGAUGGCUCGAACUCGGAGGCCAUGCCCCUGGCCACCAUCGCCUAUCCGCCCGAGUACCUCGAGGCGACCGCGUAUCUGCGCGCCGUCAUGGCCGCCAAUGAGAUGUCGGACCGGGCAUUGAGCCUCACCCAGGAUGUCAUUUCAAUGAAUCCUGCCCACUACACCGUAUGGAUCUACCGGGCAAAGAUUCUAUUUGCAUUGGACAAAGAUCUCAGUGAGGAGUUGAGCUGGCUGAAUGAUGUAUCAUUGAAAUAUCUGAAGAAUUACCAGAUUUGGUGCGUGCAUCACACACGGCAGAGCCGGCGAGCAGAAUCCAAUAUUAAUAUCUCAUCUAGGCAUCAUCGCCAAGUGCUACUGUCAUCAAAAUCGCAUUUCCCAACUUUCCCACCCAAGGAAGCGGAUUUCUUAAUGGAGAUGUUUGCCCAAGACUCCAAAAACUACCAUGUCUGGACAUACCGUCACUGGCUGGUGCGUCACUUCAAAUUGUGGGAUCAACCCCGCGAGCUUGAAGACGUGGAAGCCCUCCUCAAGGCCGAUGUACGCAACAACUCUGCCUGGAACCACCGGUACAUGCUUCGCUUCGGUCCGCGGGAUACCUCCCCCGAUGCGGGGAUGGUGAACGCGGGCGACAUGACCACAGCACCGACCGACAAGGGGCGUCUUCCCCUGGUCGACGAGGACGUGAUCGACGGUGAGCUGAAGUUCGCACAGGAGGCGAUUCUGCGGGCACCGGAAAACCGGAGCCCAUGGUGGUAUGCGCGAGGGGUUUUGAGGGCUGCAGGGCGGGGAGUUGGGGAAUGGGAGGGGUUCGCUACUGGAUUCGUUUCGGAGGGAGCCGUGAAAAGCUCCCAUGCGGUGGAGUGGCUGGCGGAUGUCUAUGCGGAGAGCGGCGGUGCGACGGAUGCGGUUCGUAUGCUGACUAUGCUCAAGGAGAAGUAUGAUCCCAUUCGGAAGAAUUAUUGGGAUUAUCGUAUUCGCAAACUGGAUCAGGUUGCAUGA